AUGGGGUACACCAAGGCCGUUUGGAGCUAUCUGUUGGGAUGUCGCGUGCUGCUCGGGCGUGUAGACGCCCAGAACCAGCCCCAACAGUUAUGUGGAAAAGAUGACGCGCGUGUACAGGGCAACUACACAUUCAACAGCAAUGCCUGGAACCAAGACGAAUCUGGCUGGACGUGUCUAUAUCCAUCCAGGGACAACACAAGCAAUGCCUUCAUCGCAGAAUGGAGGUGGCAAUCGAGUCCACCACGAGUGCAUGCAUACCCGCACAUCCAGCUCAACUCUGACGUCUUGCCCGUCUCGAUUGCGAAUCUCUCCCAACUGGAUUUAUCCCUUGAGUGGGCAAUGAAGCCCUCUUCCCUCAUUGAAGGUUUAUCCGACGACCCAACUACUUCUCCUAAUGCUGAUGCUCUCGAUGCCAUCGGUAUCGAAGCCAAUGUCGUUAUGGACCUCUUUUGCGAUGCCGACGCAAACCGAAGUAGGACACCGGCGAAGCAACGUUAUGAGAUCAUGGUGUGGCUAGGUCGAUUUGGCAGGGCCAGCGAGCCGAUAGGUAUGGAUCAGGCGCGAGUUACGCCCAUAGUGCAGACGGUUGGGAAUGCUGAGUUCACGCUGUAUGCAGGCACAAACGGCAACGGACAGACCGUAUUCUCAUGGGUCACUACAGCGCCACUUACGCAAUUCUACGGUGAUGUCACGCCGUUAGUGCAUUUCCUCCCUAGGUAUGGUUUCAUGCCUUGGGACACGUAUCUGGGUACUGUUCAGUUUGGCAGUGAAACUUUUUACGCCGCAGAGAAUGUCAAGUUCUAUGUAAAAAGCUUUCACGCCGAUGUAAAGAGCCCAGCGGAGGGUGCAAGUCCUGUGGACACGAGUGUUGAAGAGCUGCCAGUACAGACCAGUGUGGGCGGCGGAGCAGCGGCCUUGGAAGUUGCGAGUGGCCUGUGGACAUAUUUGUCGGUGGGUACAGGGUAUUUCGUUGCGAUGCUGCUUAUGGGAGGGUUGUCAGUAUUGUGA
Molecule: messenger RNA, 1008 nt
Organism: Pseudovirgaria hyperparasitica
Lineage: Eukaryota; Fungi; Ascomycota; Dothideomycetes; Acrospermales; Acrospermaceae
Product: concanavalin A-like lectin/glucanase
Exons: 6
Coding region: 1-1008 (335 amino acids)
Biological process (GO): polysaccharide catabolic process
Molecular function (GO): cellulase activity
Source: RefSeq, a predicted model, not a curated record